This is a messenger RNA of Dermacentor andersoni, 800 nucleotides long. RefSeq lists its product as uncharacterized. Lineage: Eukaryota; Metazoa; Arthropoda; Arachnida; Ixodida; Ixodidae. The record is from RefSeq and is a predicted model, not a curated record. Gene Ontology annotation, molecular function: amine binding. Gene Ontology annotation, biological process: symbiont-mediated perturbation of host defenses.
UCCAAUUGAGCACAGCUAAUGUUUUCCGUCACCUUCCUUUGACACGAUAAAACUGACGCCCACUCCACAGUUUUCGGCCGGGUCAAACAGGACGCCCCUCUGAUUUAAACGCAAGACCAACUCGAGCGUCGAACAAUCCCGGAGAGUUAAGAUGGCGGGAAUAGCGUCUCUCGUAUUCACGGCACUGUGGUUUUCGGCAGCUGUCCUGGGAAAGCUCGGCACACCCGGUGGCCCCAGAAAGCUACAACAUGACAUCGCAGACAGUUUCCAGGUGUUCGAGAACUUCCCGUACACCGUCGCCAUUUCUGACUCGGACAACGACACUGUUUUCGAAUGCGUGGCCGCUAACCGAACUGAGAUUGACCCAGAAGCUCACACCGCAACAUUCGUCUGGCUCUUCCAAGGGAAUGAGAACAGUCCAAAGCAAAACAUUCCUUUCUACGUAAAGGCCGAAGAGGAACCUGGAACGUUCAGCUUCAGCGUGGGAAGAGAUCCUACAGUUAGGGAAGGCCGCUACUACUACACAGACUACAAGACCUGCGUCGUAUUGGACAUGGAAUAUCACGGACAUCAAUGCAUUCUGUGGACACAGAAAGAAGUAAAAGACGCGGUGCCGCAGGACUGCAUUGACCAGUUUGUCGACACGUGUGGCGUCAUUGUUCCCGAGCACAGCCGAGACCUCUGCCCAGAUGGUGAAGGCGACUACUAGGUGCACUCCGGCGUCUAAUUUUUAACCAUGCUAUAUACAUCAAAAUGUAAGUGUAAUCUUGCGACAUAAAUAAAGUUUUUCGACAGAGUGA